GAGCGGGUGUUGCGGCCUGCGGGCGACCGGCGCGUAACCGCCUGAGGCAGCUCGCUGUCGCCGAGGCUGCUUGCGGGGGGCCGCCCGCCCUUCGCCGCUCUGCGCAAGCAGGAAUCUUGGGAAGCCAAAAUGCGGCAUAAUCAGAUGUGUUGUGAGACACCACCUACUGUCACUGUUCAUGUAAAAUCAGGUUCAAAUAGGUCACAUCAAACUAGAAAACCUAUUAAUCUGAAGCGUCCUAUUCUUAAAGAUAGUUGGCAAGCAUCUGAAAAAAAUUCACAUAAUAACAAAUCUAAGCGGCCCAAAGGACCCUGUCUAAUUAUACAGCGUCAGGAAAUGACUGCUUUCUUUAAAUUAUUUGAUGAUGAUUUAAUUCAAGAUUUCUUGUGGAUGGACUGCUGCUGUAAAAUUGCAGACAAGUAUCUUUUGGCUAUGACAUUUGUUUAUUUCAAGAGAGCUAAAUUUACUAUAAAUGAGCAUACCAGGAUAAAUUUCUUUAUUGCUCUGUAUCUGGCUAAUACAGUUGAAGAAGAUGAAGAAGAAGCCAAGUAUGAAAUUUUUCCAUGGGCUUUAGGGAAAAACUGGAGGAAAUUGUUCCCCAAUUUCUUAAAGUUAAGGGACCAACUCUGGGACAGAAUUGACUAUAGGGCUAUUGUGAGCAGGCGGUGCUGUGAAGAGGUUAUGGCUAUUGCACCAACCCAUUACAUUUGGCAACGAGAGCGCUCUGUGCAUCACAGUGGAGCCGUGAGGAACUACAACCGAGAUGAAGUUCACCUGCCCCGGGGUCCUAGUGCCACACCAGUCGACUGUUUACUGUGUGGUAAAAAAGGAAGAUAUAUGAGAUUGGGAUUGUCUUCAUCGUCAUCUUCAUCCAGUGACACAGUAGAGCUAACGGAAAAACAUUCUCAGGAAUCACACAAUUCAUUAUCAAUGGACAUGAUAGGUGAACCUUCUCAAGCUAAUAGCUAUUCUCAAGACCAGACUGGUCUCAAACUCACAGAGAUCCGCCUACCUCUGGGAUUAAAGUAGUCAAUGACCAUCAAUCAAACAAAGAAAAGGAACCUAAUUUUAUGAAGAAAGACAAAGCUAUGGAGUGGUUUACAGGAAGUGAAGAAUGACAAGGCUCUACUAAAGCAACUUGGAAUCAUAGCUACAGAAUGUCCAACUAAAUGCAAGACAAUGUCAAAAUGGGGCAGUUACCCAGCUGUACAAUGUUCUCUAGCUUCUGUUACUCCUCAAACAUAUGUAAAAGUUACACAAAUCAUAGUAAUAACUGAAAGUACCAGUUUAUGACAGCGAUUGAGAAUAUGUUCUCAUUUGAUACUUCUCUGCCUUCAAAUUGAUUGCUGUCACCUCAGGUACUCAGUUCAGCUGUGGUUUGAACUUCCUUAACCUGAUGAGAAAAGCUAGUUUGAAAGAGAACACAAUUAAGGUCAUACAGUGCAUUAGUUAAAAGAAAGAAACAUUUAAUAUGUUCUGAAAAUAUUACUGACAUGUAUGACCAGUUUGCAAUAUAGGGACAUGGUCUGUAUAGAAAAUGUGAUUCUUCUGUAACAGAACAAAAUGCAUACUAUACUGUGUAAGUGUUUUAUAAUUUGUUCACAAAAAAGUAUUGAAACAUUAAACACUGUUCUUUUCCUGUAA
This is a messenger RNA of Peromyscus californicus insignis, 1644 nucleotides long. It is a transcript of the gene Spdya, whose product is annotated as speedy/RINGO cell cycle regulator family member A. The record is from RefSeq and is a predicted model, not a curated record. Gene Ontology annotation, molecular function: protein kinase binding. Gene Ontology annotation, cellular component: nucleoplasm. The coding region runs from base 130 to 1029 and encodes 299 amino acids. Lineage: Eukaryota; Metazoa; Chordata; Mammalia; Rodentia; Cricetidae. Gene Ontology annotation, biological process: G1/S transition of mitotic cell cycle; positive regulation of cell population proliferation; positive regulation of cyclin-dependent protein serine/threonine kinase activity. The transcript is spliced from 8 exons.